This is a messenger RNA of Aphanomyces astaci, 204 nucleotides long. RefSeq lists its product as hypothetical. The transcript has a single exon. Lineage: Eukaryota; Oomycota; Saprolegniomycetes; Saprolegniales; Verrucalvaceae. The coding region runs from base 1 to 204 and encodes 67 amino acids. The record is from RefSeq and is a predicted model, not a curated record.
AUGAAUCUCAUCGUGGGCCUAGCCACCGGCGUUGGAUGCGCGCUCGUGUUGAUGGGCAUCGCGUACAUGGUGCGCCAGAAAAAGCAGCAACGCCGACGAGACGGCCGACGGCGCGCCAAUAUAUUUGACGAUGACGUGGUCGUGGUGAUGGAAAGCAAGGAGCAGAGGCAGCAGGACGCUGUGCUUGUGGGGGGUCCCAAAUGA